Molecule: messenger RNA, 1265 nt
Organism: Sitodiplosis mosellana (orange wheat blossom midge)
Lineage: Eukaryota; Metazoa; Arthropoda; Insecta; Diptera; Cecidomyiidae
Exons: 4
Coding region: 118-651 (177 amino acids)
Source: RefSeq, a predicted model, not a curated record
AUGGUUAUUGCAACAAUAUGGAUUUUGAAAUUAUAAACAAUAUCUGUCAAGCUCACAUUUUAGAGGAACACACGAAUCGAAUAUAUUGUGAAAAUUUCUUCAAAAAAAUAUUUAAAAAUGGCAAGUCGUGGCAGUAUAUCUGACGAAAUGGUUUCGGGUGGAGAUAAACUACCUAUAAAGACAGAACUAGAUGAAAUUGAGGAAUUUCAUAUAAAAUCCGAAGUGGGUAGAUCGCAUGUGGUCAAGGGAAUUUCUUCUCUAACUGAGGUUAAUAACUGGAUAACUGCUCUUUACGAGCAAAUUCUGACGAGACUAAGCGAUAUGAGAAGCAAUCAACGUAAUGUUCGACUGCUUGCUUGCAGCAGACAGUGUAACAAUAUUAUAGACUCAAUGUUGAAGAAGAUUGACGACUACGAAGCCAAUUUUGGGUACAGCCAAGAUAACACUCGCCAACAACCAAUGGCAAUAGGAUCAUUAGCAUGGUACGAAAUGUUUGUGGGCUUACUGCUUGAGCACGGAAGAAUUUUAAUUGAAGAAACUAACGCAAAUGUUCUCGACGGCAAUGCAGUCUCACGCCAAUUCAUUCGGAACUUGAAUUUAUUGGAUAAGUUCAGAGCAAAGGGCAGAUCACGUUUUCCCAACGAUGUAUAGAAUUUCGAUUCGAAUAAAUGUGAAAAAGAAUUUUCUUUAAAAAUAGGUACACCACAGGCCAUAAGUUUGGAUACCUCUUUGAAACGUUUGUUUCUUCGUUUUUUGAACAUUUCCACUUGAAAUUUUGUAUUGGAUAUGAAAAUAUAUCGAAAUUCUGACCGAAUGGAUGAUUUGGAAGAUAACAUUUGGCCGGCCUAUGGCCAUCUUUUGGCCUUUGAGCUGUGGGAGCCAAAAUCAAAGUCUUAAACGGGCCAUCGGAUUAAAAAGUUAUAUACGCCAUUGGAAAGGUCUUGAAAAGUAGAUGUGAUUUUUGGUAUUAAACAUCAAAAUCGGCCGGCGUUUGGCCAAGAUAUGGCCGUUUGUAAUUUUUUGGCCGAAAUCUUCAAUCAGCCAUAUCUUGGCCAAAAGCUGGCCGAUUUUGAUGUUUAAUACCAAAAAUGAUACGUACUCUCCGAGACCUUUCCAACGACGUAUAGCAUGUUGAAAUUGGACAAGCGGUUUGAAAUUUCAAAAUUUUGGGCCAAAUUCAUCCAUAGGGAUAUCCAAACUUAUGGCCUGUGGUGUAUAUUUCAUUAUACGCUUUUGAAAAAAACGCACAAAAUUCGAUUUUUAUC